Fopius arisanus is the source of this 809-nucleotide messenger RNA. RefSeq lists its product as uncharacterized. The coding region runs from base 125 to 694 and encodes 189 amino acids. The transcript has 4 exons. NCBI's taxonomy places the organism in Eukaryota, Metazoa, Arthropoda, Insecta, Hymenoptera, Braconidae. The record is from RefSeq and is a predicted model, not a curated record.
AUUGCCCGGUAAGCAAGGCCCUUCAUUAGAGAAAAAAAUAUUCUAGUAUUUUCUUUACUUCCUAACCAUUGUCAUUAGAUAGUAAAUUAUAUGACUAAUUAUAGACUAUUAUAGAAUAAUUGGUAUGAAAAGAGCUUAUUCAAUGAUGGACACUCCAGGAGAGACCUUCAAUAAAGUUGCUCUAGUAGAAGGUAACCUAUUCCCCCGAGGAGUAGAGCUUGUCAAUUCUUACAGAGCCACAAGAUCAUCUCCACAAGAUUUAGUUCAAUUAGCAAUGGAAAUUCAAAAGGCGGAUGAUUGCAUCAAGGCAAAUGCUCAUAAUAAACUCCAUGUGAUUGCAGAGCAGAUGAGAUUUUUGCAGCAACAAGCACAGAAAGUACUGCAAGAAGCCAAAGAGGGACACAUGCUGCAUCAUGCUGCUUGUAAUUUUAUCAAACACCCAGGGAAAAUUUAUCAUUUGUAUGAAAAAUCAUCAGGACAGACUUAUUUUUCAAUAUUGAGUCCAGAGGAAUGGGGCAGUACGGGACCUUCACAAACAUUCAGAGGAUCCUAUCGUCUGGAAUAUGACAACUCAUGGACUCCACUGGCUAAAACUGAAGCAAAAGAUGCUGAGUUGAAUCUCUCCGAGAAAUAUUUCUCAAAGAAUUCGAUUCUACCAAUACAUCCAACUGACUUGAUGAGUAUUGAUUCCUGAUCGCUGUGGACAAGACCUUAAUAGACAUAGCGAUCAAUUUUCUUAAUACAUUUUCCUUUACUGUCAUUAUGUACUUAGAUAAAAUAUAAUUCUUCUAAUUAAUCUCGUCGAUGAA